GCUACUCACCUUUGUGUGGCAAUCAGAUGUGUGGAGGCCGAAUCCUUCCCAUUCUCCCACGGCUGGUAGAGGCAAGCCUUUGGCUUCCAAUCUCUGCCACACACUCUGCCCAUCUUGACCAUAUACUUACUUAAUUACUCACCCCAUUGCCCAAGCCUCCAUCGUGCCACAUCACCUCACAUAAUUCAUGGCAGACGCCUAGUCUCGGUGCUGGAACCACGUGUAUAAAGGUAAGGGACCGAUGUUUGUUGUCGUUCAAAGAUCACACCGCCUAGCCUACAACUACUUGUCUACGUACAAGUUAGGUACCUUAUACAACAACAAACAACAAGCAACAAACAAGACAUCACAUUAUUGAACUCCACCUCCUUCAACGCAUUGACUUCCAUCAACCACCAUUUCUGAGGAUUGAAAUCGCCCAUACAUAAAAAUUGUAUCCUUUCAAGAUGUGUAUUGCCGUUAUUAGCACCGAGCAUCCGCAAUACCCGUUUAUUCUCCUCAACAACAGAGAUGAAUACCUACAUCGACCCACACAAGAAGCUACAUGGUGGCCUGAGCCGGAUACUCACGUCCUUGGGGGUUAUGAUCUGCACCGCCCUGCUCACGGGACCUGGUUUGGUUUGACUCGCCAAGGCCGAAUCGCUGUUCUUACCAACUACCGCGAAGUCGAUGAGGAGCUAGUCUUCGGAGCAAGAAGCAGAGGCUUAAUCCCAAAUGCAUGGCUCAAAUCGGAUCUCAAAAUAAACGAAACGCCUCUUCAAUUUGCCAAGAGAUUGGUUGAAGAAGAUGGCGUGAAGGGAGUGGGAGGAUUUAGUCUGUGCUAUGGACUGAUCCAGGACGUCGUGAAAGGCGGGACGAAAGGCCUCCAAAUUGUUUCCAAUCGAACGCCAGACGCCGAAGGGUUGAUUUACCUUGCAGGACAGCCAAAGGAGACCCAUGCCCUAAGCAAUGCUGCAUACGGCGAUCGUUCGUGGCCAAAAGUCGUCAAUGGUGAGGAAUGGACAAGAGCCGCCAUCAACGCCAGUGUCGAAAAGAAUGAGACCAGGGAACAGUUGGUGGAACGACUCCUUGGAGUCUUAAGCACCGAUACCAUGCCGAGGCAAAAGGAGAACGAAGAGUGGGAUAUGUAUUUGAACCAGUUGCGCCAUUCCGUUUUCGUGCCAUCCAUCGGCAGAGAUCACCUCGAAGAACACAACAUGCCUGCCCAUGAGAUUGGUGAUGUGGUCAAGCACAAGGCUGUCGACGCGACAGCUGGGUGUUAUGGGACCCAAAAACAAAUUGUCGUGCUGGCAGACAAAGAGGGCAAGGUGUUUUACCUUGAACGAACUCUUUUUGACAGAGACGCAAGUCCAAUUGAGCAUGGAAAGGGAGAUAGAAUCUUUGAGUUCCAAAUCGAGAAUUGGUGAACGAAUGUUCCCACCAGAGGCUGUUAAAAACAUACACAUAGAAAUGUAAAUUCGAAAGAAGUGGUCCUUUAGACGCAUCUGGAUUAAAUUAUCGAUACUCUCACUUUGACGAACUUGCCUAGCAUGAAUCACGGCUUUGAACCGAGAUUAGGUUGUCUAUCGCUGUUGCAGUCGACGCUACGUGAGUGACACUUGCCAUCCUGUAUAGUGAUCACAUUAUUUCACAAGGUGAUAGCCCUUGAACCUUAGAUUCCUUUCUGGUCUGCCUGCCUGUUCGCGUAUGUUCGUGGCAUUCGGAUUUAUCAUCUUCACUGUUAAGCCCGGACCUGGG
Messenger RNA from Aaosphaeria arxii CBS 175.79, 1737 nucleotides. RefSeq names its product DUF833-domain-containing protein. The transcript is spliced from 2 exons. The coding region runs from base 447 to 1406 and encodes 319 amino acids. Lineage: Eukaryota; Fungi; Ascomycota; Dothideomycetes; Pleosporales. The record is from RefSeq and is a predicted model, not a curated record. Gene Ontology annotation, biological process: protein secretion; Golgi organization. Gene Ontology annotation, cellular component: Golgi apparatus.